This is a messenger RNA of Psylliodes chrysocephalus, 2532 nucleotides long. The record is from the annotation of a GenBank genome assembly. NCBI's taxonomy places the organism in Eukaryota, Metazoa, Arthropoda, Insecta, Coleoptera, Chrysomelidae.
CGCCAAGAACUAAGACAAAUUUAUUCAAAUUGCAAUUGAUAUCAGCUUAGGUACUUUCUCUUUCGUUUUAAGUUAUAAAGUUAGGGUGACAAGCGACAGGGCAGCAUAGUCGGUUUUUGUUUUGUGGGCAGUUGACGUGUGUCGAAUUUUUUGGAUUUACCCCUGAAUAAAAACUUGAUAAACCAUGAAACCGGUAAUAAUCAUUACCGUAUUCAUCUUUCAAGUUGCUCAAAAAUUUGUGACUGGAAUUCACCCAUCAUACAAUAUAUUUUCGCAGCAACCUCAACAGACUUUAAACAACAAUGGUUUGCAAUAUUUUCCCCAAUCCUAUCAGUCUAUUUCUGGGGGAGGACGAGUACUAGGGGGAAAUAGUUAUUUUGGUAACUUCGUUCCAUCCGGUCCACCACCUCAGCCAGGAAUACCCCUGGCACCUCAGCCAACUCAAGAUCCCGCAACAUUGGGAUGUGGUACUCCACCCGCAUCUUGCCCCAAUUCGAGGUACAGAUCUUAUGAUGGUUCUUGCAACAAUUUGAGAAAUCCUAUUCUUGGAACCCCAAAUACGCCUUACACAAGAUUGUUGCCUCAAAAUUAUGGAGAUGGUAUAAGCAACCCUACUUUGGCCAAGAGUGGAAAUGAGCUACCAUUAUCAAGAUUGGUCAGUUUAAUUAUAUAUCCAGAUGCGCCGAUUGAAGAUCCCAUAUUUACCCUUAACGCUAUGCAAUAUGGACAAAUUAUUACCCAUGAUAUGAGUAUGAUUCUUGGAAGUACCCAAGCACAACCUCAUGGUACACGUUGCUGUUCUCCUGAUGGUCAGUUACUUGAAUUGGCGAACAUACCUGAACAUUGUUACCCUAUAGUUUUACCUGAACAUGAUCCACAGCACUCUCAAACCAACACCAGAUGUAUGAACUUCGUGAGAACCAUAACAGAUCGUGACCGUAGAUGCAUUCCUGAAAAUCAAGCUGCUGAACAGUUGACAGCUGUAAACCAUUAUUUGGACCUCUCCAUAGUAUAUGGAAAUACAGAUCAAGUGAACCAACAAGUCAGGCAAUUCCAAGGUGGUCGAUUGAGAGUAGAUCAAAGAAACGGACAAGAGUGGCCUCCAAGAUCCUUGAAUGCAUCCGGAGUUUGCGCCAUUCAGAGCCCACAAGAAGCUUGCUACCUUGCUGGUGACGCCAGAGUUAACCAAAAUCCCCAACUCACAGUUCUGCAAAUCAUUCUUCUCAGAGAACACAACAGAAUAGCUAAUGCUUUGUCCAAACUUAAUCCCCAUUGGGAUGACGAGACUAUCUUUCAAGAGGCUAGGAUCAUCAAUAUUGCCCAGCAUCAAUUUAUAUCUUAUUAUGAAUGGCUGCCAAUCUUUAUUGGUGUAAAGAACUCGUUGAAGAACAAGAUUAUUUUUAAUACCAAAGACUUUGUCAACGAUUAUGAUGAAAGUGUUAAUCCCACAAUUCUUAAUGAACAUGCCAAUGCUGCUUUUAGAUAUUUCCACUCUUUGAUCGUUGGAAGUUUAGAUUUAGUUACUGAAAAACGUUCAAGUUAUGGAAGCCUGCGAUUAAGUGACUGGUUCAAUCGUCCUCAGAUUUUGGAAGAAGGAGAUAAUUUUGAUCAACUUGCUAGGGGCCUCAAUACACAACCAGAAUCAGCAUCCGAUCAAUAUCAUACCAGUGAAAUUACUCAAUUUCUCUUCAGAGCUGGUCAACCAUUCGGAAGUGAUCUCAAAGCAAUUGAUGUCCAAAGAAACAGAGAUCAUGGAUUGGCCUCAUACAACGAUUACAGAGAAUUCUGUGGUUUACCUAGAGCUCAUACUUUUAAUGGAUUCUUAGAUGUGAUAAGCCAAAAGAACGUUGAAAAAUUAUCAACUCUUUACGAAUCACCUGAAGAUGUAGAUCUGACAGUAGGCGGCUCUUUGGAAGCUCACGUGCCAGGAACUCUUUCUGGGCCAACUUUCUUGUGCAUUUUGACCGAACAAUUCUUCAGAACCAGAAAAGGAGAUAGAUUCUUCUUCGAAAAUUCAGGAACCAGUGGUUUGAACUUGGACCAACUUAACGAAAUUCGAAAAACCAGUAUUUCUAGAUUGUUGUGUGACAAUUCUUAUAACGUUAGGGCCAUGCAACCUAGAGGAUUUGAAAGGAUUUCUCACAGCAAUCCUGUUGUUCCUUGUGAGAAUUUACCAGCUGUAGAUCUCUCAUUAUGGAAAGAUAUGAGCAGUGGACAUGCCUUGCCAUCUGCUGGUGUUCCACUGGAUACCGUUGGAUAUGGUGGCCACCUUUUUUACAAAAAAUAAACGGCCAUAUUAAGAAAUUUUUUAUUUCCUGAUAAUCAUUAGAAUUAAGUGAUAGUAAAAAUGUUUUUUUUUGUUUUAAUAAUAUCCUAUAGAUAGUAGAUUUGUUUCGUUAAUUUUAAGGAAACGAAAUUCUAGAAAAUCAUACAGUAUUAUUUAAGAAAUAAAUAACAAAUUCUCUUAUAUAUUUUUACAUAAUUUUUGUUUUCGUACUUUUAAGGUAUUUGUUUUUUUUUUUAAUUUUGGUG